CUCUCCCACGCACACGGCUGCUUGCCUGUUCGUCUCGCGCUUCGCGCUUCGCGCCGCAUUUCUCGUGUGCCGGCGUGCCUCGCGCUCCUCCGCUCCGCUCCGCGCCGCUUCGUGCUUGGCGGGCUCCAUGACGGUACCACGUGACCAUCCGCCAGCAGCAGCAGCAGCGGACGGGCCAACGGCUCGAGUCGAGUCCAAGAUGGCGACCAUGGUGGGAGGAGCCUCAAGACUGAGCCCGGACGAAAAGGCCGAACUUUACGAACAGUUUAACACGAUCGACAAGAAUGGCGACGGCACCAUCGACGUGUCCGAGCUCAAGUCGGCGCUGGACAGCUGUGGCUUCAAGCUGCCGGGCUGGAAGGUGCGCCAGAUGAUCGACGAGUACCGCAACAAGAGGAAGUUCGAGACCCAGGGCCGCCUCACCUUCGACGAGUUCGAGCGGUUGUGUACCGACCUGAAGGCCAAUGAAGUCGCCAGUACGUUCAAACAGGUGGUCUCGAAGAAGGAGAAUCUGGAGACGCUGGGCGGCAUGUCGGAGGCCUCCAGCGAGGGCACGACACACUCCGUGCGCCUGGAGGAACAGCUUGCCUUCUCAGACUGGAUCAACUCGAACCUGUCUCAUGACCCGGACCUCAAGCACCUGCUGCCCAUUGAUGCUGAGGGGAAGGCCCUCUACGACAGAGUCAAGGAUGGAAUAUUGCUCUGCAAGAUUAUCAACCACUCUGUCCCUGACACCAUUGAUGAAAGAGCAAUCAACAAGAAAAACCUCACUCUCUAUACUAAACAUGAAAACUUGACCCUGGCACAAACAUCAGCCCAGGCUAUUGGCUGCAACAUUGUCAACAUUGAUGCUCUUGAUCUAGCAAAAGGGAAACCCCAUCUUGUUCUUGGAUUGCUUUGGCAAAUUAUUAGGAUAGGACUUUUCAACCAGAUUACUCUUGAAAAUUGCCCAGGCUUGGCAACUCUGUUGAUGCAUGAUGAACGCAUUGAAGAUCUUAUGAAGAUGUCGCCUGAAGCAAUCCUGCUUCGCUGGGUCAACCACCACCUUGAAAGAGCUGGAACUCCCAGGAGGGCGCACAACUUUACCUCAGACAUUACGGAUUCUGAGAUUUACUCUCAUCUCAUUCGGCAGAUUGCACCAGCCGAUGCUGGCAUUUCCAUGGAGGCUGUCAUGGAGCCAGAUAUGAUGCAGCGAGCUGAGCUGAUGUUGCAACAAGCGGCUAAACUUGGUUGCCGGAGCUUCGUUACUCCCAGUGAUGUUGUGAAUGGAAUCUACAAGUUAAACUUGGCUUUUGUUGCCAAUCUUUUCAACAACCACCCAGGUCUUGACAGGCCUGAAGGUGUCAUCGAUGGCUUGGAGAACCUUGAAGAAAAUCGGGAAGAGAAAACUUACCGUAACUGGAUGAAUUCAAUGGGAGUGACACCCUCUGUAAAUUGGCUGUACUCUGACUUGGCAGAUGGCCUUAUUAUAUUCCAGUUGUAUGAUAUCAUCAAACCAGGAAUUGUCAACUGGACCAAAGUUCAUAGGAAAUUCUCCAAACUUCGUAAAUUCAUGGAGAAGCUUGAAAAUUGUAACUAUGCUGUGGAGCUGGGUAAACAGCUAGGCUUCUCUCUUGUUGGAAUUGCAGGACAAGAUCUUAAUGAUGGGAAUGCUACUUUAACCUUAGCUCUCAUCUGGCAGUUGAUGCGAGCGUACACUCUGUCCAUCUUGACCCAGUUGGCCAAUACAGGAAGCCCCAUCGUUGAGAAAGAAAUCGUAACAUGGGUGAAUCAGAAGCUGGCUGCUGCUCAUAAGACUACUUCAAUCAAGAGCUUCCAGGAUUCAGCAAUCAAGGACGGCAAAGUAGUUUUAGAUUUAAUUGAUUCUAUUAAGCCUGGUGCUAUCAACUAUGAUGUCUACAAGGAUAGUGGUUCUGAAGAGGAUAACUUAGCAAAUGCCAAAUAUGCUAUUUCCAUGGCGAGGAAAACGGGAGCUCGCGUCUACGCCCUUCCAGAAGACAUUGCUGAGGUGAAACCGAAGAUGGUCAUGACUCUGUUCGCUUGUCUCAUGGCCAUGGACUACAUUCCAAACAUGGACUCAAAGCUUAACAAUCAGUAAUUUAAUUCUGUUGUGACUAGACUGCACAAACCAGUGCUGUAUCGAGUGCCACCUGCCUCAUUCUUCAACUUGGAUUCGCUAUCCUUGUUGGCCAUUCAUUGUUUUCAUUUCAUGCACUUGUUUUCAUGUUUAGUGUCACUAUGUUUUAUUUUCUUGGGUUGAGCCCUGUUGAUUGUCAUUUUAAUUUAAGUGUAUAGUGAUAAUUUUGUUUUAUUGGCAACAUAAAUUUCUUACUCAAAAUUUUUAAACAUAGGGGAAUGACAGAUUGUCUUCCUUUUGAAUGGUGCAAUAACAUGGCUCCAGACAGUUUGUGUUUGCAGCAAUUGUUCUACCAAUAUUCCAUUACUCUUAAGAAAUUUUUUAAGGUUGAAAGUUGUCAUUUGUGAAGUCUUGACACUGACUUAGCAGAUUCUUAUGCAGAAAUGUUGGGAGGCCAAUUGCUCACACAUUAACUUGCCUUACGCUCUGUGUUUUCUUUCCUCUUAUGGAAUUUUAUAAAUUUUAUUUAAUAGUUUCCCCAUUAGUAUUGUUGACUUUAUGAUAUGUUUAUAAGUUUUAUUUAGUUGACAUUGUGCUUCUUGGACCUUUAUCAACAGAAAUUCUAUUUAAAAAAUUCUUUUAUUUAGCAAUAGCAUGGAAAUGCAUUGCGAUUUUAAAUUGAAUUUGAUCAAUUGUUAUGGGGGCAUCAGAGAGAGAGAGCCUCAUGCUCUGAAAUUUUCUUCCAUAAGUUAUAUCGAAACCACUGCUUCUUUGCUAGUUAUGCAUUGUGAGCCUUUAAAAAAAAUAGUGAUAUGUAGUUGCUCGGGUGAGAAUUUUAUGUUUAUUGAUCAGAAAUUCCCACUGGAAGGUUACAACAUCCCCUCUCUGUAACAUUGGAGUUUGGUAUUCAUUUCUUCCUUCUCUUUCAUCAACUAAUGUGACGCUAGCACCUGAAGGAUAGAUUUUAUGGAGAGCAUUCGCUUUAGUGCUUGUGAACUGAGCUGGACAACUUAUUCAAAGUAUAAACUGAAAUAUAUGUAAUCUUUUAAACAAUUUAUGUAUACACAGGCUACUAGUCGCACACUAUCCAGAUACAUGUACCAUUUCUUACUAUUUAUUGUCUUUGUACAGUUUUGACUUGUCUGGGGUGGGUACAGAAAUAAUGGGCUAUCAGUAUUAAUUUUGAGUGUAGGCCUUUCAUUGUGAGUGUUAGGUGUAAUGCGAUUUACUUCUGGUCUCAUGCGUAUGUGUCAUUGGCACUUUCUUCAUUUUCCAAACAGGCAUUCCAGAUGGAAAAUACUUUUCCCACAAGUAUGAACUGUGAUUAACCAUGGGGGUUAAAGUAACAUCUGUGAAUGUUCAGCAUUUAUAUUGAAAUUUUAUACAUGUAUUAAUAGAGAAUGUGUUUGUUGUGUUUGUAAAGAAGGAAGCUUUGUGAAAAGGCCGAAUGAUUUGGUCUUCCUAUAUGCUUUAUUCAUGUGUGAUAUCAGUCAUAAUAUGUUUCUUUUAUUUCAAAUUUACCUAAGUAAGAUCAAUCAGAAUUUUGUGUCCAAUGGCUCAAUUAAAUAUUUAGCUGUGACAAGUUUCUUUUUAAAUCAGAUAUACCUAGCUUCACUAUGCAUGAAUGCCUCUAUUGAGAGAGCUGCUCCACCAAUUUGAUGACACCAGUUGGGAAUCUGGCUGGGCUUUGGGUGUGUUGAAAGUGGCAUUGUCUCGUAGAUACAAUCAGGAGACUGACCAAAUUGGUUUGAUCUGUUUUUUGUCAGGUCAGAUCAGCUUGAGGCAGUUAUUUACUUUGAGCAAAGCUUGGAACAAAGCUUUGAUUUUGAUCGAUCAUGGAUGAGUUGACAAUUCUUUUGUGGUCACUGAAGAAAAAAGAAUCAUGGUGCUAUUUCAUGUGAAACCAUUCAGUACACUAAGUUUAUAGUAAUUUGUAAGGAGGUUUUUUACACUGUUUAGAGAAUUUUUUCUCCUUUAGUCUGCUAAAAUCUGUUUAAAAUCAGGGAACUUUACAUUUAGGAGAUUAAGAUAACUUAUUUCCUAUCAAUUUUGGUCUUAUGUUCAACUUAAGACUGAUCAUCCUAUAGUGGGUUUUUAGUCUUAUGUCCCCUCUCCCAAUUGUCCAUUAGAUCUAAAACCUACAUAAAGCCUGAAUGUCCAGCUGUUUAGCAAAUUCUGCAUGGUGAAAGCUGCAAUAGGCAGUAAUUUUAAUUUUAUGUGCCAACAUGGUGUCAUUUCAUUAUGUACUUAAGAAAUCACGUACUUGCGCUACAGCCAUUUUCUUGUGUGUAAUGCUUAGUUUUUUUUAAAGAUGGGUAGCUUUUAGAUUCCAGUAAUUAGUUGUUAUAUUUAUACUGCAGAAAUGUGAGCUAAAGCAGUGUUGCUUUCGAAUCUUGCUUUGGAAAAUUAAGUCCUGUUAAUCCCAUCUUCAGUUUGUUUUUGCUGAAGGUUUUAUUUGUAACAUUUAUUGAAAUUUUAUUGAAAUUCGUGCAAUAUUAAGGAGCUAGACGACUCUGUCUCCUCAAAAUUUUUACUUGUUCUUGUUUUUUUCUCUCUUUUAAGUUUUGUAGAUGGGGAAAAUUAAAGCAGCAUCUCUAUUUCUUCUACUGUUGCUUUUUUUUGUUAGUAAACUUGUUAUAGAAAGGUCUAUUUAUCCUUAGGACAUGAGCAAAGCUCAACAUGUACCAACGAAAAUUAUGUUUUAACCAUUUAUCAGAGUUACUUGUAGCUUAAAAUUUGUAUACCUGAAAUCAAUUUUUCUUGUUUUUAAGAAUAAUUUCUACAAUGUUUGUACCAUUUAUACAAGUAUGUACAAAGUUAUCUAACUUGAUCAUUAAAAUAUGAUGCCAA
Thrips palmi is the source of this 4927-nucleotide messenger RNA. RefSeq names its product plastin-2 (gene Fim). Gene Ontology annotation, cellular component: actin filament bundle; cytoplasm; actin filament. Gene Ontology annotation, molecular function: actin filament binding; calcium ion binding. Gene Ontology annotation, biological process: actin filament bundle assembly; actin filament network formation. Bases 128 to 2098 code for a protein of 656 amino acids. The record is from RefSeq and is a predicted model, not a curated record. NCBI's taxonomy places the organism in Eukaryota, Metazoa, Arthropoda, Insecta, Thysanoptera, Thripidae. The transcript has 12 exons.